AUGGGAAGCGCAGUGUCCCAAAGCUCUCAAACAUCGGUUCGUACCAAGAGGAAACGUCCAAAACAACGAAGGAAGAAAGAUCUUCAAAAAACAUUAGAAGAAAUUUAUGGGGAUAUUCUCACGAAAGAGGAAAUCACUCAGUACUAUAAUUUAUAUUCAUCUCCGAAAUUAAUUGAGGAAUGCUUUUUUGAUUUUGAGACGUUGUAUGAAAAAUUGCUUGAUGAAAAUGGAGAGGUUCGGAAAUUGAAAGUCAAUCUUGCAGUGAUCAAUAUUCAAAAGUGGACAGAAAGCAAACUCAAAACCAUGGUGGUGUCCAAUGUAUUGAGGGUGAAAGAAGGAGAAACACUUGGAUUUGGUCUAGUACAUGUAGCUGUGCUGUUAGGUCAACAUAUCGUACAUUGGUUCGAUGAUGGACUCGUCCAUUUAACGCCCAUCAAAUCUGCCAAUCCCAACGUAGCUAUAGAACUUGGAGAAUUGGAUAUUGAGGAAAAGUGUGACCAGGACAAAAUCAAACAAUUUUGCUACGUGAUUUCAGAGUACAACACUAAAAUGGUGUACAAUAAUAGAAGUUGCAACUGUCAUCAUUUCGUAAGAGACUGCAUUAAUGCCCUGGAUCUGGAGUUUUCAUCUAUCAUGAAAGGUCAAUUAGGAUCCUACUUGCGAAGGGUAAGAAAUGGAAAGUUGAUCAAUGAGAGAGAGUUCAAAAAUCCUAUCACAAGCGAGAAAAUAGUCUUCACGUCGCAUAGACAUCUUGAUGAAUAUGUUUCACACCUUCUCUCGAAACACCCCAAGUUCAAAGAGGAGCAUCCCUAUGAUUACCGAUUACUAAAAGCAUUUGACCGAGGUUAUUGGAUGGGCCAUUUACGAGAUCGACAUGAGAAUGCAAAACCAGAGAAUGAAGAUGCAACGCCUGUUUGGAAUGAAAUGUUUCUUCCUCUAUUUCGUGUAGAUCCAACGAUGCAUACUCAUGGCGGCAACGAUAAAAAGAUGGUCGAGUUUGAAUUAGACGAAAUUGAUAACGAUCACUCGAAGCGAGAGCAUUAUUAUUCGGUAGUGGCAUGUCCCUUUGGAGACCCUGCUCAUACUGGUUGUUUUUUACCCUUAGAUUAA
Naegleria lovaniensis is the source of this 1110-nucleotide messenger RNA. RefSeq lists its product as uncharacterized. The transcript is spliced from 2 exons. Lineage: Eukaryota; Heterolobosea; Eutetramitea; Acrasida; Naegleriidae. Bases 1 to 1110 code for a protein of 369 amino acids. The record is from RefSeq and is a predicted model, not a curated record.